GUUCAGACUGUUCUCGCACUGGAGGAAGUUGCCCACAUUGCGCCUUCGGGAAGAGGCGUUGGAUGUUUGUUUGACCUGCUUGCUGCUGCUGCUGCUGCUACUGCCAAUGUUCUAACCUUUGAACAGCUAGUAGAAUUUGAACCGGCACUAGGUGAGGACGUCGUUUUCUGUUGGCAAUCGCAGUCGAGGCUGUAUAUUUAUUUUCGCCCAUAUCAACACCGAGGGGUGAUUGACGCGUUCCGAUCCGCGAUAGAUUGUUGGCUGCUGUGAUCUGCGUAAUUUUAUACCUGCCAUUAGCCGUCAAUGGAGUGAAUGUGUGAAAUUAACCGGCUCCCGCCCUGGAGGCUGUUCUCUGUUGGCCGAACUGUCGAACUACCGGUAUUACGGUGUGAAUGCUUUCGUGACGUGAAUUUAACGAAUUGAAAAUAUAGUCAAUUGAAGUGUGCUCGUUGCAGUGCGAGUCGGAUGAAAGAAUAAUAAUAAUAAUAAAAAAAGGCAACUGGCAGUUCAGUUCACAGAUCGUCAAAGAAGUGUAAUUGAUUUGUGAAUAAAUAAUAGCUGAUUGGCAGGCUACCAGGUUGGCAGUUUUCGUCGUUCUCGGAAGUGUGAAAAAGCAUUUGAAUUGUGCUGGGAUGAAGCUUUGUGCCGAUAAAUUUUGUCGGUGAGUGGAUGCAUAUUUUUUUUUGUGGCGGUGCUACUCUGUAUGCCAUUAGUGGGGAGUAACUGGAAAAAAAGUGUUAAUAGUUAUCAGAUUACUUGUUCAGCUUUUGUAGCAAAAAUAUUCGCAAAAUUUUUUUUCUGAGAAUCUGAACUUGUUCAUCCUACAAAAUUCGAAUAGAUACGAUUCCUAAAAAAAUGAUUUAACAUCUUACUCGAAACGGUACUUUAAAAUUCCAGCAUCUCUCACGUUGUAUACGAUUCGACGAAGAAUGUUCGGGUCGUGUUUAUCCCAACAGGCACAUACAAAUUCAGCAGUCGCUUUCUAGCUUCGAGUGUCCGAGUUCAAAUCAAAUUGGAGUGUGAGCUGAAGUGUACAUCAGAAGCGAUUAAAUAUUUAGUGGUUGGAGUGAAACGAAAAUAUCAUCUUUGAUAGAUGUGUUUUAUCCAGUGAGUGGCAUCGCAGCUAAAUAAUAGUACAAGCAUAACAGUGUUUCCUUUCGUCGAUACUCAUCAAAAUCAACAACAAUCAUUUACAGCACGCGCUUUUUCGAGUGUUUUCCAGCGCUUUGUGAAGUGAAGUGCUUUUCAUUUUGGAAGCAUUAGCUUGAGCUCCGGUCGCCUGUCCACAAUCGUUCAUCGAUUUCAAGGAAGGAUUAGUCCCAUUGCUGCCGGGCGAUUGACAAAUCGUUCUGUUUUCCCGAGAUGGACAUGAGAAGCUCUGUCAGGAUUCUAGCAGUAUUGUUCGUGCUCAUCGUGCCUUCGUCGAUGGUUGAUGCCCGACGUUGCUACGUCUGUGGGGAAGGCUCGGAAGCACCGUUUCGCACGGCGAUGGCCCUUGCCGCUGCGUUUGCUUCGUCCUCAUCGUCCUAUCGCCAUCACAACAACACCAGUUCCGGCGGUCCGGCGACGAGCACUUUACCCAAUAUCGUGACCACCUGCGAGGACUUCGAGCGGGACCAAGACGAGCUGGACAAAUACGUGCUCGAGUGUCCCUCGACUUACACCAGCUGCCUCACCCAGGUCGACGGUGACAUGGAGCUGCGAACGUGUGGUGAGAGCCUCACCAUAAACGACUGCAAGAGCGCCAAUAAAAUCGAUUACUGCUACUGCAGCGAAGAUCUGUGCAACAGCCUGAAACGGACGCAAAUCCGGCGGGAGAUCGAAGACGCUCAGUCGGGAGCUCAAUCGGAGCAUCUGAAGCAGCGUGAACCGAACAACAGCGACGACGAAGAUCUUUCCGAGUCAUCCGGAAUGGGUCCGGAUUCCCACGAGAGACAUCGCGCUCCACCGGGUCACCAUCGGACGGUACUGGGCGGAAACCACAACAUCCACAAUCAGAUAGAAAAGGACUUCGCCACAACACAGAUUGUAAUGACGCUGAAACCAAUUCCGACUACCGACAGGCGGAACAACAGCAGCACCCGAGAUGAUCCUGCGAAGCCGGCCAGCAGCGGUGCUAGUAAUUGUCAAUGGUAUCCAGAGCGUAGCAGAAGCAAUUUGCUGUCACUGCUACUGCUGACGGUCGGCGGUGGCCUGCUUUCGCGAUUAACUUGGUUCCGGGGUCACUCGGCAUUCGUUUAAUUAGUGGGAUUGUGAACUUUUAUCUUGAUGUGAUUUCGAGCGCAAAUUGGAUUUUUGACACCGCCAGAUGGGCUGCGUUGAUUUACGAACGACUCAUUUGUUCCGGAUGUGGUUUACCACUAAGUUUAGCUUUUUCUCAAUAUGCCUCUUUCCUACUCUCGGUGAUUUGGACUUAGCUAGCCGGAGUUUUAUUGCCCUCAAUAGAAGCCCAAUGUUAGGACAUUACACACGGUGAUGUUUCUGCGCAAAAAUCUUUCAUUUUAUAUGAUUCAUUUUCAUGUUGGGUUUAUUACCAGCAAUCCUAGAUAAACAGCAAUUGUUUGAAAACGCAAAAGCUGAUAUUUUCGCUAUCACUAAAGAAAUCUUCGUGAAAAACUAUAAUUUUAUUUAGAAAAACGAACUAAAUAAACUGAUUUUUCUUCUUUGAAAAUCCGCUCAACGAUAGUGAAGAAAACUGCUUCUACGUUUUGCAACCAUUGCUGUUUUCCUAAGAAUGUAACAUAAAUUGUCCCUUGAACAAAUAUAUUGGAAGCAAUAUUCAGAUAUUAGCGACCCAGCAAAAUUUUCAGCGAUGUCAGUAGAACUGUCAUUUCCUAUUCAACCAGAGAUGCCAGGUAAAAAAAUUUAAAAUCUUCAGGCUGUGUUGCGAAACUCUGUGAAUCCGAAAAAAAUGUCUUCGGGUUCUCAUUUCUAUAUAAAGUAUGACUCAGAGAACUCUAUAAAGUAAGACACAGAAUUAAAACAAAAAACAAGAGCACGUCCAAUUCAAAAAUCUGUACAUUUUGACGGAAGUCUUCGAAAAACUCGAUUUUAAAAAGUCUGGAGCACUUCAGAAGAAAUCUGCAAAUUUGAAGACAAAUCUGCAAACCUGGCAUCUCUGUAUUCAACAAGCGAUGUAACCACCAGAGAAAUGCUACAAAGAGAGGGCUCCGGUUUGUAGAUUAAGCGAACCAAAAACACGAUCAUGUCUGCAACUUUUGUCACCAGUCAUAAAUUUUUUUUUGAAAUCUUCGGAAUAUCUGAAAAAACUCCACAAAAUCUGUAGAAAUCUGCAGUACUUUUAAGCAAAGAUGCCUGGUAAACAUUUCAAAUUUCUUCAGACAGGGUUGCAGAAGUCUGUACAACCGAAAAAAUGUCUUCGGUCUCUCAUUUCUCUAUAAAGUAUGAAACACAAAACUGGCUAAGCUAGAACUAAAAAACAGCUCACCCAUUUCAAAAGUCUGUAAAUUUUGACGAAAGUCGGCAAAAAACUCGAUGUUCAGAAACCUGCGAAAAAUACUGCAAUAAAAAAUGUUUGCAGCACUACAAGAAAUCUGAAAAUUUCCAGAUGAAUCUGCAGACCAGAGAUGCCAGGAAAAAAUUUCAAAUAUCUUCAGACAGGGUUGAAAAAGUCUGUACAUCAGAAAAAAUGUCUCUAUAAAAUAUGAUACGCUAAACUGACUUGCUGAGGAAAAAAACAAAAGGUCGCGGCGAUUUCAAAAGUCUGUAAAUAUUGACGAAAGUCUGCGAAAAACUCGUUUUUCAAAACUCUGCAACAAUGUCUGCAGCCAAGGAUGGCUUUUAUCGUAUCAAAGAACGCUCACUCGAAACUCUUCACACGAUUCAAUAAGGGCCAUCAAAGAGAGACGGAUAUCAUCGUAGCAACAAAAAACCGGCAUGGUUCAUUUAACAUAGAAUAGACACAAGUGCGAGAGCGAAUUUCUCUCGAUGACCUGUCUGAAGAUCACGAGUUAGCACGCUGCUGUGGGGAUUCUCUCUGAAGCAACAAACGGUCGCUUAUUCUCGUUUCGCGAUCCGAUUCUAUACAGGCAGUUGACAAUUGCGAUAGAAUCAUUCUACUAUUGCCGCUUAUUCUAACUAUGUGCAUAGAACCUUUGUAUAAGUUGUGUAUAUGAAAAUGUAUGUGAAUGCUCCACACAAGGGUUUUGAAACAUUGCAACCUAGUAUGAGAAUCAUCAAGUGGAAUCAUCGAUACGAUUUCCUGCGAUAAUUGUCAACUGGCGAUUCUCUCUUGGUAAAUUCCACAUAGCACCGAUCAUUAACAGACUGCAAAUUUUUUUUAAGAGCUGUGACAUGCUCAGAGUAUGAAGUGGAGCGAAGAAAUUCUCUCUCGGUUCAUGCAUUGAGAGACUCGAGUUCUUGUAGCAUCUUCUACCGGAUUGAAAAUGUUGUAUACAAUAUAGAUAAAAAUCGAGCAGCUUCUGUCAAAUUUUCGGCAAUCACCAACACUGUCUGCAGCACUAUCAUGUGAUGUAAAUUUUGACGAAAGUCUGCGAAAAACUCGAUUUUCAAAAGUCUGCAUAUACGAAAUCUGCAGAUUUACAGACAAAUCUGCAGAUUUGACAUCUCUGCUGCAGACCUGGCAUCUCUGCAGAUACAAACUUCAAACCUGACAUCUCUGGUAACCAUAGUAUAUCAUACGUGUUUUGUUGUCUUCAUUGCAUCCAAUAAACUAUUAAAAAAAUCAAUGAUUUUCUCAAUUCUUCUAUUGGAUUUUAUGACAAACGAGUUUCAAUACACGUUAGUUGCUAAUGCAUACUUAUGAUUCAAAGUGCUUUGGAUUAAUUGUUAAAAGAUACUAAAAAUUCAAUAUUUAAUAUUUUCUGUGAUUGAAACAUCGCAUUGAAGUCUACAUCACAUUGACUUACUCUGAACUUCGUUCGUUGGAGAAACAUAGAGAAAUGACAAAUGCGUUGUAUGUUUAUUAUUUCACCACAACAAAUUUCAAAGUGUCGGGUUUCUUAUGGACUUCCGGUGAAACCCUCAACGAAUGAACACGCUGUAUCGUGUUAGUGCGGUGAAAAUUUGAAUAUUUCGCGAAAAAGAAAGGAUUUUCAUUCGUACUUUGGCGACUCCACGUUGUCACAUAGCGAGGUUUUCACUUGUAGUCCAGUGAAAAGAAAGUCCAUUGGACUAUAAACGAAAAUUAACUGGCAAUAUAGCUAAGUCGCUGUGCCAUCACUCGGUGUCAUCUCAAGUGAUGUGACACCACCAGAAGUGAAGAGGAAAAAGAAGAAGGGGUUUUAUGGUAAAAAAACAAAUGUCAGCAUCCACAUUGGAGAGGAACUACAGGCGAACCGAGUAUUACAAUACAGUAGAGUAUUGAUUUUAACAUCAGACGAAAGGGGAAACUAAUUCCCGGCAAGUAUCAAAUUCAUUAAAAUUCCUCUUCGAAGUGAAUGUUGACGAAUGGUUUAUUGGCAGUUAUCAAAAUGAAAAAAAAAACGCAACAAGUAUUCGUUGACGACGUUCUAUCUGAAGGUGUCAAGAGUUCAUGUCAUUUUUUAGCCGUUCAGAAUAAGAUGAUACUAGAGCGAUCCCUAGUCAUUAUAGUUGAACUAUGAAUGUGAAAUAAUAAUCCAUUAGAUAAAAGAUGGAAUCGCAAAUUGUAAUCCGUUCCAUGUUUUCGCUUAUGUGUUUUUGUAAUCAUGUUUCCCAAAUUGGAAAAAAGUUAAAGCCACAAUAGAAUGGUUGAAAAGUGUAUCGCUGUUCGUAUGAUUAAGUCUUAAAAGUCAUCUGUCAAAUUUUCAACUCAAGGGUUAAUUUGAACCACAUUUUUGGUUAUGUUUACACUCUCCUCGAUCCAGGUUGCUUGAUUAUCAAAACAAUGAAUUAGUAGCUGAAUGUAGUGAAUCGAAUCUAUGUUAAUCAAUAUCAUUUAUUCCCAUUUUAUGUAUUCGAAUUACUUGGAUACAUUUUUAAGUUUUGAUAACAGUACUUCUGUUGAAUUUGUCAUCAACAAAUAAUGUUUAUUUAUUUUUCUCAUUUGGUUCAAUGUUUGACAGUUCGUUUGGUUCUUUUUGGUUGCACACUUUGCGUGACUCUUAUCAUAACGAGGACUCUAAUCAAACGUAUUUAUUAUCAGUAAAUCUUGAAAUGUAGAUCUUCAAAAAUCGGCAGGUGGCUUCUAAGUCCUUAUCAUAAGCAAAGCGAUACUUGUUCGUUCACGUUCGUUUCCCCCGUUUAGAAUCACACAGCAUUGCAAUGAUUUCCUACAGCAUAAAUACAUUUACAUCAAAGAAAAAGCCACACCAAAAAUAAAAUAAACGAGCUCAACUGAUUUCCCGUGAAAUUUUUCUUUUCACAAACCAUUCUAAAUAGAAAAUCGACACAACUGUGAUGGUGCUUUCGGAGCUUUAAAAGCACACCAGACACAAAGAAAUAUUCCUUUAGUUAAGUUUUUAUGUUAAGAUCCGUUUGAAGGAGAAUAUCAUCCUAUUGCCAAGUGAAGAUGAAAAAAUGCUCAGUUCUUUCAAAAAAAAAAACAAACGAAAUAGUCCGCAAAGGAAUUUAGCAAACUAAGUGUUAAUGUGUCUCGAACCGAGCGAAUGAAAAGCUAGUAGUUUCCCCUCACUGAUUUGUAAAUAUCGAUUGUAAAUAAUUAGAAUCAUCUACAGUGUUUAGUUUGAAAAUGCAAGACGAAAUCCAACACCAUAUGAUGGACAAACGAAAGAAAUUUGAAUAACUAAUCAAGAUGUUUUGUCCGGUAAAAGUGUACGAAGUAUGAUUUGUUUUGUCUAUUUUACAGAAACCGUUAAAAGCUUACCAAUGUUCUUUGCCAAUGUCCAACGAUUACAAUAUGAAUGAGUGGAAUGGUAGAAAAAGUUUUGAAAAUGUCCAUCCAAACGCGCUGCAAAUCGUGCCACCCUGAAAACAUAAAGAGAAGAAUUCGCAGUUACGAUACUGUUGUACUACAAAAAAUAUUUUCCAAUGUUGAUUACUUAUGUUUAGAGCAAAUUCUGCACCUGCAAAAUUUAUAUGGAAUAUUUAUUGACCAUUCUGACAACUCACUUACUAUGAGUUGUAUUCAUCACGAAACAUCAAACAUUUUUAAGUACGCUUCAGACGAUCAGUCAACUUCUGUCAACGUUAACGGAACUUCGUCUGUAAUUUAGAUUAGUUUAAGGACAUUUCAUUAUUGACACGAAUACACCUUCCCGACGUAUAAACGUUCCGAGAGGCAUCUCGAAAAGAAUAAAGACAAAAAUGCCACAAAACAGUGUGACACACAUGAAAUGUCAGUACGUCACAAAAGAACGAAGAAGAAUAGAAGCACAAUGAAUACCGCGUUUGGAUAAAUCCCCUAUGAAUUCCAGUUGCUUUCUCCUGGAUUUACAUUCGCUUGACAUUUUUUUCUCAAUUUCACUAAUUCAUAUUUGAAUGUUUUUACAAAAAAAAUCAUGUCUAAGAAAAGAGUAUUACACGUCGAGAAUCAAGGCAAAAUAGCGAUAACCGUACAUUGAAUGAGCUACAAGUAUGCAAUUGAUUGAGCCACAUGAUGAUGGAAAAUGAUGAAAUAGUUUUUAGAUUAUUAUUUAUACAAACUACCCGAAAUGAAUGUACGAUGCGUAUACAUUGAGUGUUUCUAGGAAUAAAAUUUAGCGACAAUGAAUUCCGAUUUCUCAACUUGUUGAACCGAAUAUUAGUACGGAUUAAGUAAAUACCGCAUGACCAUAAAUCUCAAGCCCAAAGGGUGCGUUGAUGAGAGUAGUGCACCAAAUCUAUAUUUAAUCCAAAUAAAGAAAACGAUGAAUAAUCCAAUAAUUAUAGCAAUGAAGUAUGCUGAAAUGUCCCUCAAACGAACCCCCCAACCAUGACGUGACGUACAAGUCGUGAAUGGUGAAGUAUAAUUUACGAAUACACCUAUAAGUAAUACUGUCACUUGCCAUAUCUAGAAUGAAUAAUAAAACCGUAAAAUUAAGUAAGUA
Messenger RNA from Malaya genurostris, 7949 nucleotides. RefSeq lists its product as uncharacterized. The transcript is spliced from 3 exons. The coding region runs from base 1363 to 2241 and encodes 292 amino acids. Lineage: Eukaryota; Metazoa; Arthropoda; Insecta; Diptera; Culicidae. The record is from RefSeq and is a predicted model, not a curated record.